Papilio xuthus (Asian swallowtail) is the source of this 1083-nucleotide messenger RNA. Its product is annotated as calcium-binding protein P-like. The coding region runs from base 19 to 582 and encodes 187 amino acids. The transcript is spliced from 5 exons. The record is from RefSeq and is a predicted model, not a curated record. Lineage: Eukaryota; Metazoa; Arthropoda; Insecta; Lepidoptera; Papilionidae.
UUUAAAUACAUAAAUGUAAUGGGCAACGCACAACCAGGAAGAGUUGGGCCAUUUACAGGUGGUCCAUUUGGCGGACACCCAUCGGGACAUCCACAAGAUGUAUACCGACCACCGGGUCCGUACCCCCCACCGGACAGAGGUCAGAUUGAGAGCUUUCCAUAUCAAAGUCCUCCUACACCUUUCGCGCAAGGCUAUACGGAUAACCGACAAAAUGCGGCCACACAGUACCCUCAGCAAGAUGCCGUAUCUCCACAAGCAUACCAACAAGGAUAUCAACAAGGAUACCAGCCAUAUCCACAACAGCCACCAGGAUAUCCACCGCCGGGAUAUCCACAAGCAUACCCACAGCAAGGAUAUCCACCACAAGGAUAUCCUUACCAACAAUAUCCACCACCUCAACCACCAAGUAUGGCGCAGACGACGUUCUGUGCUGCAUGCAUGGCUUGCCUUACAUGUUUGAUGUGCUCGUGCUGUCAAGGUCUAAUGGGUGUUCCCGGUGACGACAGCAUUGCUGAAAGUGCCGGCCCCACUGGAGGUCAACCCCAGGUGUCACCACCAGGCGCGGUUGGGGACGAUGACUAGUGAAUUAAAAAAUAUAUUGAAAAUAUUUGUAGAAAGUUACUUUGCCUUGUCUUGUCAAAAUUAUAAAGUUUUCUGUAUCUCAGUAAGAAUGCAAGCGGUUAUCUGAAUUUUACGUUAUAGUGAAGCAACCACUGAUGCGUUGACAAAUCGACGGAGGAGAGGACACACAGAAAGAAAAUUACUCCUUUCUUUGCUUCGUCAAAUCCACUUCCCAUCCUUUCCUUAUAAGAAAAGAGAGGGAAGGAUUUUGUAUAAUUUUUUAUAAAAUAUUGUACCUAAUUUACAGCUACGAAUGAAAUUAGUCAAAACUAAUUAUUUCUUAUUUAUUAAAUAAUUAUUGGAACUUGAGAAUAUGUAAAAAUAUCGCGACAUAUAUGCGAUAUUUAUGCUAUAUGUUGUCUUCUUCACUCUUAUUUAAAUAAACAGAAACAACGAUAUAUUUUGUUUUACGUGAAGUGGAUGAAUUGUGUAAGCCUUUGAUUGUGAUAUUAUAUUGUAUUA